GUAUUUUCUUUUUGCCAUUUAUAUGGAAGAGGGUAUCUUCCGACUUUUCCCGCUGCCCGACACUCUCUACACCAAAAUUUCUUCUGCGAAAAUGCGUUCCCAAUUCAUUUUCUCGCUAUCAAUCUGUGUACUAUGUCCGUUUCUCUUGAUCGACGCUCGAAUUUUCAGUCUCGAAAUGCACCACCGAUUUUCCGAUCCAAUGAAGGAGUGGUCCCGCCGGAGCAGAACCAACUCUCAGGUUCACAAUUGGCCGGAAAAGGGGACCAUCGAGUACUACGCGCUUCUGGCGAGCCACGACCACGCGCUUCAUCGCCGGACUUUGUCGACCCUUGAUGGUGGUGGUGCCCUCACUUUCUCCGACGGCAAUGCCACUUUCCGAAUCAGCUCUUUAGGAUUUUUGCACUACACAACGGUCAUGUUGGGAACUCCCGGGAUGAAGUUUCUCGUGGCGCUUGAUACAGGGAGUGAUUUGUUUUGGGUUCCCUGCCAUUGUGUGAAAUGCGCGUCUACGAUUGAUUCCCCUUAUACGUAUGAUUUUGGGCUUAGUAUAUAUGAUCAAGAAAGAUCAUCUACGAGCAAAAAUGUCACAUGCAAUAAUGACCUGUGCACGUAUUACGAUAGCUGCAAUGAUGCAUCUAGUCUUUGCCCUUACUAUGUUUCUUAUGUCUCAUCAGAAACUUCGACUUCUGGAAUUCUGUUGGAAGAUGUCCUGCACUUACGGACCUUAGAUAAUGAUCAGGAGUUUAUACAAGCAUAUGUUACGUUUGGCUGUGGACAGGUCCAAACUGGUUCGUUCAUUGAUAUCGCAGCUCCAAAUGGUCUAUUUGGAUUAGGUUUUGAGAAAGUAUCAGUUCCGAGUGUUUUGUUCAGAGAAGGUUAUGCAGCAAACUCUUUCUCCAUGUGCUUUGGACAAGAUGGGAAAGGGAGGAUUAAUUUUGGAGACAAGGGUAGCCUUGACCAAGAAGAGACCCCCUUUAAUAUGAACUCUUUACACCCAACCUAUAACGUUAAUGUCAAUCAAGUUCGUGUGGGGACCACUGUACUCGAUUUGAAGUUCACUGCAGUUUUUGAUACCGGCACCUCCUUUACGUAUCUUGUUGACCCUUCAUACACAAUGCUUUCAGACAGUUUCCAUUUACAUGUACGGGAUAAGCGGCGUCCACCUGAUCCAAGAAUGCCUUUUGAGUACUGUUAUAUUAUGAGCUCCAACACAAGCACCAGUUUGAUUCCUGGUAUGAGCCUGACACUAGAUGGGGGAGGACAGAUGGUUGUAUAUGAUCCAAUAAUUGUUAUCUCUAAUCCGCAUGAGUUUGUAUAUUGUCUGGCUAUUGUCAAGAGUCAAGAACUCAAUAUAAUUGGGCAAAAUUUCAUGACCGGCUACCGCAUUGUGUUUGAUCGGGAAAAACUCGUCCUUGGUUGGAAGAAAUUCGACUGCUACGGCAUCGAUGACAAUUCCAAAGCAUUGGGACCUAAACCUGUAAACUAUGCCAGUAUGCCACCUCUACCUGAUAACUACACUCGAUCCAACGAACCGAACAGAAAUACUGCUCCAAAAUUAUUUGCAUCUUCAUUGUACAUACACUCUAUACUUGAUCUGAUUCAUUCCCUUUUAAUAUCUCUCGUCUUAGCUUUUCAAUGGCUAUAACCAAUAUACCGUCCUUUAGUUUCCCGUAAAAGUGACAGGCUGGAAGUUUUGCAUAGGAUUGGCCGUUGGCCUGGUUGUAUCAGAACUCCGAGAGAUGGAUGAUUGAAUGUAAAGACAUAUUCGGAAGGGCAUAUAUGUUAGUUCAGAAAAAAAAGGUACGAGUUUUUUGUUUGAAAAUGAUAUUUCAUCGUUUAUUUUUUCUUCCAUCAUCGUUCAUGUCAUGUGUACGUAAAAUAAUAUACAGAGAUGAAUAAUUGCUGUGCAAUAUUUAGCUCUCUGGGUUUGUUAAAACUGAAA
Molecule: messenger RNA, 1942 nt
Organism: Erythranthe guttata (spotted monkey flower)
Lineage: Eukaryota; Viridiplantae; Streptophyta; Magnoliopsida; Lamiales; Phrymaceae
Product: Eukaryotic aspartyl protease family protein
Biological process (GO): proteolysis
Molecular function (GO): aspartic-type endopeptidase activity
Source: RefSeq, a predicted model, not a curated record